This is a messenger RNA of Sceloporus undulatus (fence lizard), 4214 nucleotides long. It is a transcript of the gene TMEM245, whose product is annotated as transmembrane protein 245. The record is from RefSeq and is a predicted model, not a curated record. Lineage: Eukaryota; Metazoa; Chordata; Lepidosauria; Squamata; Phrynosomatidae. Bases 61 to 2745 code for a protein of 894 amino acids. The transcript has 18 exons.
AGAGGUCCAAUCCGUGAAUAAUCAAACCCGCAAAUAUGGAGGGAGGAGCGUAUUUGUUAAAUGGCCUCACGGCUACCCCUGUGGUACUACGUUUCCCAGAGCCCCCUGCGGCCAACCGGCGCUGGCCAGGGCGGGGAACUACAUUUCCCAGCACCCUCCUGGUCCAUUUCUGUGGCGGCGGCGGCGGCGGCGGCGGCGAUGGCGGAGAGCGGGGACGUCGGUUCCAGCGCCAGCCCGAGCCCGGCUCCCGCGGCGCUGCCUCUGCCUCUGCCCCCUUUGCCUCGUCUGGAGAAGCCCCUGCGCCAGGCCUUCUACAACACCGGGGCGCUGGUGCUGGCGGGGCUGUGCUGCGGGGCGGCGGUGCUGGUCUACUUCAUCCUGGAGGCCUUCCUGCGGCCGCUGCUCUGGGCCGUCCUCUGCGGGACCUUCCUGCACCCCUUCAAGAGCUCUCUGACGGCGCUGGGCCGAGGGUGGCUCCGGCGCCUCCGCCGCUCCGGCUCCCCGGUCCUCUGCGCCGCCCUCCUGCUCCCGCUCUGCUUCGCCAACGCCGCCGCCGAGGCCCUGGGCCGCCAAGUGCUCCGCAGGAAGAGGCUGCUGCUGCUGCUGGGCGCCGGGGGACCCGCCCUCUACGGCCUCUACGCCCUCGGAGCCUCCCUGGCGGCCCAGGAGGCCCUCGCCCGCGCAGCACGCCUCCUCUCCCGGGCCCUCGAGUGCUUCAGCAGCCCCUGGAUAUGGACAUUGAUAGCAGCCUAUCUGUUAACUGUAUUAUUCAAGUGGAACCCAAGCACUGAACGUUACUUGAGAACAAUUUCUGUUCCUAUCUGGAUUUUAUUGCUCUUUCAUUUGGCCUCUGCAGCAGGCUCUUGGAGGAUUCCAGUUUUUUUGGUUAUAGUUAUCUUGAUGACUGUCGGUAUGUUGCAUGAGCAACCAACUGGGCAAGAAUCUUCAGGGGCAGAACUACCUGGUCAGAUGAUUUCAAUUGCUGCAUCCACAAUUGCCAUGGCAAUAUCAUUUUCAGGGGAUGAAUCUACUAAUGAAGAACAUCCAUCCCAACCUUCAGAAUCUACAGAAAGUGAUAAUGCAUCUUCUCCUUCUUCAUCCACUGUGCGUGGCAGACAGAAACCUGACAUUGGUGCACUUCUUAGAAAGAAGAAAACCAGUGACAUCUACUUUAUUUUGCUUGCAUGGGCCAUUGUAGUAGUACAAAUCUGGCUGAAUCUCUGGAUAAUUCAGCUGCUACCAGUACCAUUUGCAGUGUGGAUUGUCAAAAAACUUGUGGUUCACUUUGGGGUUGUGAACUUCUUGGGGAAUCACUGCAACAGUUGGUGGCAUGUCCUGGAAGACUUCGUCAAAGAGCGUCAGGAAGCUCUUGCACCACGGCCCAUCAUAGGGCUUGGAAGAGUCAUUCUAAAAUUAGACAGUAAGCUGUGGCAUUGGCUUAAUAAGAAGAUGAUCGUAUGGUUGGAGAAAAUGCUAGAUAAAAUCAUUAGCAUAUUCAUUAUAUUUCUGCUAGUAAUAGGCACUCUCCUGCUGGCCCUGCUUCUCACAGCAAAGGUGCACCAAGAAAGUGUACAUAUGAUUGAAGUUACAAGCAGCUUGAUUAAUGAAACUGUAGCCAAUCAUCCAGAAUGGGCUAGCUGGCUUCCUGAAGCUCAAGUUUUUCAAAAAGCUAUGAAUUCUGCUGCCAACAAUGUGUAUCAGUAUGGUCGAGAAUGGAUAACACAUAAGCUGCAUAAAAUAUUAGGAGAAAAAGUGAACAACACUGCUGUAAUUGAAAAGCAAGUGCUGGAGCUGUGGGACAGACUAUAUCAUACGUGGUUUGUGAAAAAUGUAUCUCACACAGGGAAACAUAAAGGACAAAAACAGCUUUUACACCGUCAGAACAGCUGGCCAGGUGAUAUGCUUGAUUGGCAAGAUGUUGCUUCCUUUAUCCAUGAGAACAUAGAGACAUUUCUUUCGAUCUUAGAAUCCCUCUGGAUAUUGAUGAGUCACAAUGUGAGCCUCCUUUUCAGCACAGUUACAACUUUAGUAACCAUCCUCUUCUACAGUGGCACUGCUCUCCUUAAUUUUGUACUCUCACUGGUGAUUUUCCUGACCACAUUGUUCUACCUUUUAAGUUCUAGUGAUGAAUACUACAAACCAGUGAAGUGGGUGAUCAACCUGACACCUUUGUCACAGCCUGGCCCUUCUUCAAAUAUAGUUGGCCAGUCUGUGGAGGAGGCCAUAAGAGGUGUAUUUGAUGCAUCCCUCAAAAUGGCUGGGUUCUAUGGACUAUACACCUGGCUGACUCAUACUGUUUUUGGAAUUAACAUUGUCUUCAUACCUUCAGCACUAGCUGCAAUACUUGGCGUUGUUCCAUUUCUGGGAACAUACUGGGCAGCAGUACCUGCAGUUCUAGACCUCUGGCUCGUUCAAGGAGAAGGAUGCAAAGCUGUGCUCCUCUUGGUUUGCCAUCUGUUGCCAACAUAUUUUGUAGACACAGCAAUUUAUUCUGAUAUAUCUGGUGGAGGACAUCCAUACCUGACAGGCCUUGCUGUAGCUGGUGGAGCAUAUUACCUGGGAGUGGAAGGAGCCAUCAUAGGACCCAUUCUCCUGUGUAUACUUGUGGUUGCCUCUAAUAUCUACAGUGCUAUGCUUUUGAGUCCGACAUCCUCAUUGCCCACACCAUCACAAAUCCCUUGGCCUUUGCAGAUAUAUCGAUCAUCUAGAGAAAGUCCUGAGGAACUGAAAACUGCCACAGAGUGAAGCAAACAGUGUUAUAAUAUACUCUAUUGAGAGAAUGCCUGUUUCUUCUGUGAGCAUGACACUUAGGAAAGCAGUGGCCUUUGAUUCUUUUCCAGCUGUGCCUACUGACAGCCUUCACUGAUGCAGCCUUCUUGUAGGCGCAUACCUGCUGAUGUCAUAGGUUAUUACAUGCAUUGCGUUUGCAAGUGGAAGUGUUUGCUGCCUGUUGUUUGCUUAUUACACAAACCUCAAAUAAUGAGUGGAUGGUUGCAAAAUCAUCUCCUCUCUCCAAAAAUUUCUUGAGUCAUGUUUUCUUAAAUUUGUAUCUUAAGUUCCAUCCUGUUGACAUUUCCAAUUUUGUAUUUAUAUUUUUUGGUUAUGUAUGUAAUUAGAUUUUAUAAGAUAAAAUUCAACAGCUUUUGUUCCUAAAAUAUUCAAUUUAGCCCUGUUUUAUUUUCACAACUUGCUAUACUGAUAUAUUAGAAAGUUCAGUGCCCCAAAGUCAAAACAGUGUCCUCAGACUGAGCUGUGUGGAUUCCUAAAUGGUGAAAUAUUUUCCAGAAAAUGUAGCAUUAUAGUGCAUGACCUGGCAGGUGAAGAAUUUAUGGAUUUUAAGAAUGGUAUACUUGCAAAUAUUAACUUAUUAUUACCUCAUUUUGCACUGAAGCUUUGGCAUAAGGUAAAAAGUAGUACCUUCUUUCAAAAUCACUUCUAUCAGUUACAGCUUAAAUAAAUUAUUCUAGUAUUAAUGACAGAACAUGAGCAUACAUUUCAGCCAUAUAUCUUCAGACCCAAGGUACUUAAACAUAUGCCUUGCCUCUACUACAUUCAAGCAUUGAGCAAAAAGGAUUAAACAUUUUUUUUCAGCUCACAAUGUUUUGGAUUGGCUGUUUUCUGCACUUUUUAAAACUCUGGGGUGAGUGGGGAGUUCUAAUGUAAGAUGGACUCUCUGCUUCCCCAUGAACAUUGAUUCCAUUUUCUAUUAAUAUUUAUCCUGCUGAUACUUCCAAUACUGUUCAGUGAAAUCAUUAUUAUAUUCAUCUCUCAGAUUUAUAAGAUCCAGAUGCUGGUAUAUAUUUCAGCAUCUCAUUUUUGGGUAGAAAAAUCAAAAUGUUGAAUAUUUUUAAUAUUUAAAAAUAUAAUAAUAUUUUAAAGUAUUCAGAACAGAAUCCUUUCAAGGUAGCUUACAACAUCUGUAAAUCCUGAACUCACAAUUUACAGAAGAACAGUGCAACAGAUAUGUUUGUGUGUGCUAAUAAGCAGGAUAAUAAGUAAAAUGUCAAUUACAAGUCAUUUAAAACAAUUAUUUAUUCAGAGCUCUUUUGAAGGCUAAAACCGUUGGGGGGCCCAAACAAAACUUCCUUGGGAAGGAGUUCCAAAGAUCUUAGUAGUUUGCCAAUAAGAGGGUUUUGCCCCUUUUGGUCAUUCAUUUUAAAGAUCUUUAUGGCAAGGCAACAAUUUAGAGCUCAGACAGUUUCAUGCAGAUCUAG